This is a messenger RNA of Elaeis guineensis (African oil palm), 1735 nucleotides long. RefSeq lists its product as uncharacterized. Lineage: Eukaryota; Viridiplantae; Streptophyta; Magnoliopsida; Arecales; Arecaceae. The record is from RefSeq and is a predicted model, not a curated record.
ACUGUUUACUACUUUAACUGCCGUAUUGCGUAUCCCCCUCUGCCUGACAUCGAGUACAGAAGCAGCAGCGGAGAAGAAGACAUCGUCCGCCAUGUCUUUCGCUGGGAUGUUACCCCCUAUCAGCAGGUCUUUGAGAAUGGAUUCCAAGCAAGGCGUCAACAAGGCACUCCCGACGAGGUCUAUUACGAUCUGGAUCGCUACGUCCAUCAUGGCGGUAGGCCUCUUGAUUCCACGCGGCCCGCAAACUAUGCCUUCGUUAGCACCACGCUUAGCAGCGCUUGGCAUCCCAGCCUCCAGCCCGGGGAUCCACCGAGAGAAGUAUAUCGAUAUGAGAUAUUUGCUCCCGGCGGCAUUUGGGUGGCCGAGACUCUUGGUGAUCGUUACCGAUACCCUUCCCAAGACGAGGUCUGCUUUGUUGCUGGCAUCGCCCCUCAGUACAUUCGCUCUGCCCAACUCUUCAGGCUUACAGUUGACGGGAGGUUUACAAGAGCGGCGAGAGUGGAUAACACAAUAAAAGUAAAUGGGCGCUUCAAUCCACAAUCGCAUCCAUCGAGGUUGCUCAACAUUCGGAGGCCAGUGUUUGAUUACCGGGCUGAAAAUGGUACGGCGGCGAAUCUAGUCAUUAACGUCUACCGACCUCAGCGAGACAAACGAGAGGCGUCCACCGACCCUAACUCCGCCGAGUGGUACGCUGGCAAAGUGGCUGACUUUAAGAGCUACAUCAAUGCUGCAUUCCGUUCGUCUCGUCAAAGUGAAGCCUAUCUAUUCAUGAAGAACGAGUACGUGCGAGUGAACUAUGCUCCAGGUACGACAGGCGACUGGGUGGUGAAUGGACCGCUUCUUAUCUGCAAUGGGUUUCCAACCCUCACGGACGCAGCAUUUGCAGAAUAUGGAAUAGACUGUGCUUUUGGGUCACAUGAUGGGUCUGAAGCGUUCGUCUUCUCUAUGAAUCUCUGUGCACAGAUAAGCUACACACCGGGCACCACCAAUGACAAGAUAAGCAAAGGCCCGAUGACCAUCGCUGCGAUGUUCCCCUUCUUCAAAAGGACGGUGUUCGAAAGCGGCGUAGACGCCGCGUUUGAGUCAACGACAAGUUAUGAAGCUUACCUCUUCAAAGGCAACCAGUAUGCUCUCAUAAACUACGGUUCUGAUUCCCACCUCAUCGCCAUCCGUCUCAUCACUCAAGGCUUUCCUAGUUUGAAAAACACCAUCUUUGAAAGUGGAAUCGAUGCAGCGUUUGCUUCGCACAGGUAUAAUGAGGCGUACCUAUUCAAAGGAGAUUCCUACGCCCUCAUCAACUUUGCUCCCGCCACCACAGAUGACUACAUCAUUGGUGGCGUGAAGAAAAUCAGUUCCCAUUGGCCCUCUUUGCGUAGCAUCUUGCCUCGCAAAAAUCGUGGUCUUGACGUUCAUGAUCACACUAUUCCUGAUGCUCGCUCACACCGUGACCACGAUGAACUUUAAAGAGUCAGUCUUACAUGCCUAGGUAUGCACGGUACGCUUCGAAUAAGAGUUUGGCUCGGUUUGGUAUUUUCUCUAGUUUAUCUUUGGUUGGAAUAAUUAAGGGUGAAGUGGGGAUUGGGUUAUCUUAUAUUCUCCUCCUCGAUCCACCUUAUCCUCUAGUUAGCAGCUUAUUCUAGAGGUGCUUCGGAUUAUUUUAUCUUUGGAGGAAUGUUGUGUUCACUGUUGCCUUAAUAAUAUUGCCCGUAUAUUAUCAUAAUAAAUAAUUGUGGUA